Messenger RNA from Panthera uncia (snow leopard), 1906 nucleotides. It is a transcript of the gene POLE3, whose product is annotated as DNA polymerase epsilon 3, accessory subunit. Gene Ontology annotation, biological process: heterochromatin formation; DNA damage response; leading strand elongation. NCBI's taxonomy places the organism in Eukaryota, Metazoa, Chordata, Mammalia, Carnivora, Felidae. Gene Ontology annotation, cellular component: CHRAC; epsilon DNA polymerase complex. Gene Ontology annotation, molecular function: protein heterodimerization activity; chromatin DNA binding. The record is from RefSeq and is a predicted model, not a curated record. The transcript is spliced from 4 exons. Bases 98 to 541 code for a protein of 147 amino acids.
GCCUCUUUGGGUCAGACUGCGGGGACGCGGGAAGUCCGGACGCCGUAGCGGCCUGAAGAAGACGCUUGAGACCGAGGUGCGGGCGCCGGUGGCGGCAAUGGCGGAGAGGCCCGAGGACCUAAACCUGCCCAAUGCCGUCAUCACCAGGAUCAUCAAGGAGGCGCUCCCGGACGGUGUCAACAUCUCCAAGGAGGCCCGCAGCGCCAUCUCCCGCGCCGCCAGCGUCUUCGUGCUGUACGCCACUUCCUGCGCCAACAACUUUGCGAUGAAAGGGAAACGCAAGACACUGAAUGCCAGUGACGUGCUCUCAGCCAUGGAAGAGAUGGAGUUCCAGCGGUUCGUUACCCCAUUGAAAGAAGCUCUGGAAGCCUACAGGCGAGAGCAGAAAGGCAAGAAGGAAGCUUCAGAGCAAAAGAAGAAGGACAAAGACAAAAAAACAGAUUCGGAAGAGCAAGACAAGAGCAGGGAUGAGGACAACGAUGAAGACGAGGACAGGCUGGAAGAAGAAGAGCCGAAUGAGGAGGAGGAAGUGGACAACUAACGGGAUGGGAAGACUGUGGCACGCUGGAAAGUACCACCCUGACGUGUGGUACGUUUGUGAGAAGCUCUUCCCUGCUGGGCAGAGUAGUCUUAGCCAGAAGAGCCUGAGAAGAUCAAAAUAAAAACUGACGAUUGAAUCAUCAUCAAAACCAGCGCUUCCGUCAGAGCAUCUGAGUAGCAGGGUCCUGUGUUGCUAAAUCAGUCUGAAGGUAAUGACUUUUAGGCGAGAGGGAUUCUGGGCGGCUAAUGUAAUUAGUCGAUCUGAUCUCUCCUGUUUCCUUACAUACGUGGUUAGGCAGUUUUUGAUCCCCAGUUCCGUUCUGACCCCCCCCCCCCCAAAAAAAGUAAUAAUAACUUCCAUGCUGCCUGCUGUGUUCCAGAUCACAGAGGCAGUCAAAGCUCAGGAAAAAUUGGGGCUUUGAGCAUGGUCAGCCGGUUGUGACUGUACAGGAUAUGGCAAUACUAGCUUAUUACAAGUGGUUAGAAUGGUUUAGCUUUAGGAAAGUACUAAAAGACUAUAGGAGAAUAAUGAAAUCUGUUGUCUCUUCACUUCAAGGUAACAUUGAAUUUUGAUUUCCACAGACCCACUGGCUUGCAGCCCCUCUAUAUUGCCUGGUAGGCAUUUGGCCUGCCGGGGUGGCUGCUCUCUGGCCUCAUAAGCUUUUAAAACAGCAGUGUAGAGUGGAGUUAGUCAAGCAAGUGUGCCAAUAUCUUACUCUUACCAAAACAAACAGAAAAACCCCACAAAAACAAAAUGGGAAAAAAACACAGAUGGUUUAGUCUUAGUUGCACCUCACUGCCUGCCACUGUAUCGCUUUAUCGUCACCUCCUGGAAGGUAUAAAAUUCCAGGCUUUCUCUUCUUGUAGUCCAUUUCCCAAGCUUGUGGCUUUAGUUUUUUCAUUCUUCCAAUUCCUGACAAGUCCCAAACUUUCUUCUAUGCACAUUUGGUCCCUCUGUGCUUCUCCCUUCCUGUCUCUCUUCUGCCUCUCUUCUGUUCCCCAUUCCACUUUCUCUCUCCCUCCUUUUCUCACAUCUGCCAACCCAGAAACUUUGAUAACCUGCUUAAAGGGCAGAAAUUUGAUGGUGCUCAGGAAUCUAAUCCCCACCCCCAAAAGCCAACCCCUUUAACUGCUUCUAAAGUAACUCUGUUGAUCUUAUUUUUUUUUCCCUUGACAUGUGGUGCCCCAAGCACUUUUUUGUUUGUCUCUAAGUUGAGCGCUUGGAGGUUGACAGGUAGUGAGGUGUAUGUAGUUUGACACUGUUAAUUUGUUAAACGAAUACAGCCAAAAGUUUGUUGACAACUGAGUGAAGACUAUUGAGGAAAAUUAUAAUGCUUUGUAUAAAUAAAGAACAUUCUUGUUAAAA